Molecule: messenger RNA, 605 nt
Organism: Malurus melanocephalus (red-backed fairy wren)
Lineage: Eukaryota; Metazoa; Chordata; Aves; Passeriformes; Maluridae
Product: protein scribble homolog
Exons: 5
Coding region: 77-562 (161 amino acids)
Source: RefSeq, a predicted model, not a curated record
ACUUUCCUUUUGCAACACACMCAUUUCUCUCUGUUCUUAGGAACUGUCAGGUCAGAGCAGCACAGAAAACACCAAAAUGGAGGUGGCCGCACACAGCCCUGGGGGACAGCACAGCCCUGAGCAAAGGUCUUUCCGUGAGAGGCAGAAGUAUUUUGAGAUCGAGGUGAAGCAGCAGCACCUGGACAAGCCUCCCAAGCGUGUGUCCCUGGUGGGGGAGGAUGACCUGAAGAAGAUGAAGGAGGAGGAAGCCCGCAAGCUGCAGCAGCAGAGAGCCCUUCUGCUGGAGGAGGAAGCUGAGGAGGAGGAGGAGGUGAGGCAGGGGCCUGAGCUGCAGUCCAGCAUCAUCAUCGAGGGCGUGGAGUACAAGGUGGAGAGGCUGAAUGGAAGGAGCAGCCAGGCUCCAGCAGCUCGGCCCUUGGAGCUCAGCGAGAACAGCAGCUCACAGAGGAAUUCCCUGGAGGAGGGGAUCAGGUCUGAACAGAGAACCAACUCCAUAUCUGGGCUGACCCCGUCCCCGCUCCCUCCAGCCGAUCCCGCAGCCCCGGUGCAGGCUGAGCUGUGAAUCACCCACCACACUCCCAAUUCCCAUUUUUCUCCCCUCCAGG